AUGCCAAUUAUGUCUGUUUAUUAUUUUGUGCAAAGCUUGAGAGAAUUUUUCGGACCUUUUUGGUUGUGCCAUUUAUGGCAAAUUGCUGAUAUAGCUGUGUCAACUAUUUCACUUUAUUCUAUAUGUGCUAUCGCGCUAGACAGAUUCUGGAAUCUGGAGAAACCGUUACGAGUUUUUAAGCGUAGUCGACGAAUAGCUCAACGCCUUAUUAUUGCCAUUUGGAUUAUUCCGUUGAUUAUCUGGACGGGUGUUUAUUAUUUUUUCAAUCUUGAAACUUACGCUGUAGAAACCGCUAAUAGUCGGCCAACACGUGUAACCGGUAGAUGUUACACAAAAUGGUCGCAUAAUUAUGUGCCAAUUUUAAUUGCAGGACCUGUGGUGUAUGUACCAGUUAUCAUUCUUGUAGGUUUUCCCUGUAUCUGUUGUUGCUAA
Enterobius vermicularis (human pinworm) is the source of this 432-nucleotide messenger RNA. The record is from the annotation of a GenBank genome assembly. Lineage: Eukaryota; Metazoa; Nematoda; Chromadorea; Rhabditida; Oxyuridae.